Messenger RNA from Gigantopelta aegis, 2401 nucleotides. RefSeq names its product organic cation transporter protein-like. NCBI's taxonomy places the organism in Eukaryota, Metazoa, Mollusca, Gastropoda, Neomphalida, Peltospiridae. Gene Ontology annotation, cellular component: membrane. Gene Ontology annotation, molecular function: transmembrane transporter activity. The transcript is spliced from 10 exons. Gene Ontology annotation, biological process: transmembrane transport. The record is from RefSeq and is a predicted model, not a curated record. Bases 314 to 2062 code for a protein of 582 amino acids.
UCCGUGAGUGAUGGUAGCUAUAUUAUGUUACAAGAACUGCGCUUUUUAUAGCAGUACCGAAACCGGGAUAUUUACUUCUGCUCGGACAGUAGUAUAAAUAUAGUUCCGUGACCAAUAUAGCGCAUUGUGGGUUAACUUACGGACUCCAGGCAGUCCAAAAACUCUAACAGGCUGUGCGGAGAUUUCGUCCACGUUGCGUAGUUUGCUUUAUUUAGUUAUGUCGUAGAAGCAACGUGUCAUUCGUUCACACUAGAAAAGGUGCUUUAAAAACAGUUUUUAAUAUUAUAUAGAUUUUUAGAUAAAUAGAAGCUCAAUGAAUUUCGACGCGGUUCUGCGACAUCUUGGAGAGUUUGGGACCUACCAGAAGAGGCUAUGUACUCUGCUGUGGCUUCCAGGAAUCACCACCGGAAUGCGGAUGGUGGUUAGCGCGUUCAUCCAGUUUAUUCCGGAACAUAGGUGCGUAAUUCCAGGACUCAACAGUGACACGUACGCCAUCCAGUCACAUGAUCACGCUCGACUAAUCAACGAAAGCAUUCCUUUUAAGAUCGUCGGUGGACGAAUAGAAUAUGAUCCGUGUCGUGUCUACAUUCGGGACCCGGGCAGUAAAAACAACGACACGUGGAAUAUAAACCAUACUACACUGGCAACAGAGGCGUGUAAUAAAUGGGUGUAUGACAGUUCUGUUUUCGUGUCCACCGCGGUAUCCCAGUAUGACAUGGUGUGUGAUAACACUUUGGACAGAACCAACGCCCAGUCUCUCUUCAUGGCUGGGUUUCUAGUCGGUGUCUUCGUAAUAGGGGCCUUCUCUGACAGGUUUGGACGUAAAACCGCUCUAAUGGUGUCGUUGCUGGUGAAUCUGAUCUGCGGCUUCUCUCUCAACUAUCUCCCAGAACACAUCAGCUACACCAUGUUCCGGUUCCUGUUAGGAGCGUCCUCUAGCGGCAUAUUUACAACUUCCUUCGUGAUGAGUGUGGAGAUCGUCGGUGCGUCCAAGAGGGUGUUUGUUGGAGUGUUCAUCCAGUACACGUUCGCUGCUGGCGAGUUGCUUAUCUGCGCAGUGGCCUACUUCCUGCGGCACUGGCAUCAUAUCGAGAUCGUCUGCACAGCCGCAGUGGCCAUCUUCCUGUCUUACUGGUGGCUAAUUCCCGAAUCUCCAAGAUGGCUGGUCACAAAAGGACGGACACAGGAAGCGGAAGUCAUUGUCAGAAAAAUGGCAAAGGUCAACAAGGUCACGGUACCGGAACAUCUCUUUGCCGAAAAGAUGGAGGAAGAAGAAAAGGGAAGCCGCUCUCAAAUAAAAGAUUUUUUAAAGCUGUUUACGCGAAGAGUGCUGCUGAUUAGGACGUUAAUCAUAUUUUUUAACUGGUUUGUUAUUAGCAUGCUGUACUACGGCGUGUCACUGAACACGAGGAAUCUAGGGGGAAGUAACUUCUACCUGACGUUCGCGAUCUCGGGUCUGGUCGAGUUCCCAGGUAUAUUCCUGUGUAACCUCUUCAUGGAUCGCUGGGGCCGGAAGCGCUUGCUGUGCGUCGUCAACGUUGUCGGGGGAACGUGCUGUCUGCUGACCAUAUUCACUAUACUCUACGCGUCCGAGUCUCUUCAGUGGAUGACAAUAAUACUGGCUAUGAUAGGCAAGAUGGGCUCCGCGGGAUGUUUUGCUAACGUGUACGUGUUCUCGUCCGAACUCUUCCCAACUGUCGUACGAAACGUCGCGGUCGGUGCUAGCUCCAGCUGGGCUCGUGCAGGAGCCAUGAUGGCGCCCUAUAUAGCAUACGCCGGUGAGAUAACAGGAGGAGAUUUCGGCAGGGCACUUCCACUGCUGGUGUUCGGCAGCGUCACGUUAGCGGCAGGACUACUUGCUCUUGUGUUACCAGAAACACUAAACAAAGAUCUUCCGGAGACCAUCGAGGAGGCGGAACACUUUGGAAGAAAAUCGAUUUCAACAGAAGACGAGGAAGUCAUGGGAGGCUUAAAUCAUGAAACUAAUAACAGCGUUGCCAUGGAUACCAAGUGUGGAAGUGACCGCCAUGAGAAAUUGUUAGCCAAUGGCAACAUGGAUUAGUUUCUUUUCAUGAACCACAGACACAGUCAUAGCGCCCUCUAGCGCUGUGUGUGACUUGUAUUAUGUGAAGGUGGUGCUUGUGCGUUGUCGGCAGAUACGACUGCCACGUUUCUGCAACCAAACCGUCGCCAGUAUAAAAAUAUUCACCAUUUGCUAAAUGUGACCUCGCAGACCUUUAAUUUGAUCAUGUUUGUGGGCGCAGGUUGGAAGGAACCGGAAGAGGGGGACUAUGCCCCCAAAUGAGGACCAAACAAAAACAUGUUUCAAAGAGAUUAAAAAAAAACCCAGAACCAAAACCACAAUUAAAAAACCCAAAACCAAACAAACCCGCAUACAAAA